Molecule: messenger RNA, 792 nt
Organism: Lycium barbarum (goji berry)
Lineage: Eukaryota; Viridiplantae; Streptophyta; Magnoliopsida; Solanales; Solanaceae
Exons: 1
Coding region: 1-792 (263 amino acids)
Source: RefSeq, a predicted model, not a curated record
AUGCAGAUUCUAUCCGAUUCUGAGAAGACAGCGCAUUAUGACCAGUAUCUCUCAUUUCGAAAAGCAAUUGUUGAUAUGCAUUCUAGACAAGGUUCUAAAAUGUGCACGUAUGAAUCAUAUAGCACGUCAAUCAAGGAGAUGGAAGUUGUUGAAUGGUUAAAGUGGUAUAGACAAACAGUAAACGACAUAUUGGCUGAAAAAAGGGUAGUAUCUGGAUCAGGCUAUUUUGAUGCACUGGAAAGAGAUUUCUACUCAGCAUUACAUUUAGCGUUCUAUGGCCCUGAGAUUGAGUCAGAUCUCCUUCCUGAAUUUUUUGAAGCCGAGGAGCGAUCAGUAUACAAAACAGCUGAGGUUCUGCACCUGGUUUUUGGGCGAGAUCUUUUUGGGAUGGUCUGUUUAGCCAAAAAUGUUCCUGAACUGUCAAAUGCUUCUAGGGAGAGACUGACAUCCUUAGAAUCAAAGUUGUGUCAUUCCCUUGAGAAUAUCCCUAUGAUAAUGCAUUCGGAGACAGCUGCUUCUGGUUCCGAUCAAAAUCAACUGAGAAGUUCCAAUUACCAUACAUCAGAUGCAUACAGAGACUUAGAAUUGCAUGUUGGAGGGAGACUUGUUGCUGUGGCAACAAGAGUUCCACCUAGGAGUAGAUCUAAUGAGAUACAAAAUGAAGGAUUUGGGUCCUCCUCUUUCUAUGAUUCUUUUAGCCCUAUUAGAGAUUCUUAUGUCAGUAGAAAAUGUAGAGAACUUCUAGUACCUUUCAUAUUUAUUGUUACUUUGUAUAAUGUUGACUUGAGAUGA